ACCCUUCCCCUCAUUCUUCAUCUCCCCCGAUUCCCCCUCCACCUUCCCUUCUCUAAUCCUUUUCCCGGUGCUCUCUUCAUCCCUCUCCCUCUCUUUCUUCAUUCCUCUUUGCCCAAGACAACAUAUCCCUGCAAAAGGACUUUGUAGUUUAUGCGUUUUUCUCAGCGAAGAUCAUUGCUAUCCAUACGAGGGAGGUCAUCAUGGAUUGCCCAAACAAGGACUGCCACCAUCUCCUAAUACCCUCAGUACCCAUGAUGCUGCAAAGUGGGCUCCUAUUAUGAAAUUGAUCACUCAAUUCCCUUGCCCUUUCAAGUACAUCAUCUCCUGUUCUGAAUUUUCAUUGAUUCGUGGCCGUCGAGGAGCCCACAUGUGGCUUACCCCUAUUAAGGGCGAGUAGCGCAUUGCUUCAUGGAUCUCCAACCGCAUCAUCCAGGGCUUGAUUAACGGAAUUCACCUCUUGGGCCAUAUAGAUUUGAAAUCAAAGGUGGGUUUUAGUGGGUCUUGCUUUCCUUCCUUGAUGGUAUGGGUAUGGAUCCAGAUCUAGUUGCGUGGUUAGAGAUGAAGCAAAAGUUGAGGAUCAGGGUAUGUUUAUAGAUCUAGACUCGUUGCUUUUGUUUGGUUCGAGACCGAGCAGCUAGAUUCACAAUUCUCAUUUCCAGAUGGGUUUGAGAUGCCAAAGAAGACGAUGUUCCUUCUGACAAAAAAGGAAACUGAGUUUAAACUUGCCAGGCAUGCUCAUCGUCAUCGAAAUUGGGUUUAAACUUGCCAAACAUGCUAAUCUUCAUCGGAGAGACGGAUUCUUUCUUCUUUUUGUAUCUUUGUUUUCUAGCCCUAUCCUAUAUCUAG
Messenger RNA from Rubroshorea leprosula, 846 nucleotides. NCBI's taxonomy places the organism in Eukaryota, Viridiplantae, Streptophyta, Magnoliopsida, Malvales, Dipterocarpaceae. The record is from the annotation of a GenBank genome assembly.